AGGAGCACCUUUUCCGGCUCUAGCAGCCGAUGCUCUUCGGAGCUGCUCUCUGCAGAGCCAGAGGGUGGGUCGGAUUCGCCGAGCGUGCAUGAGGAUGGAUCGCAGAUCCCGAGCUCAGCAAGGGCGCCGAGCUCGCCACAGUUACAACGAUCUGUGCCCACCCCUAGGCCGCCGGGCAGCCACCGCACUCCUCUGGCUCUCCUGCUCCAUCGCGCUCCUUCGCGCCCUUGCCACCUCCAGCGCCCGCGCCCAGCAGCGCGCGGCUGCCCAGCGCCGGAGCUUCCUUAACGCCCACCACCGCUCCGCCGCCCAGGUAUUCCCCGAGCCCCCCGAAUCCGACCACGAGCACGAGGAGCCAGACCUCGAGCUCUCCCUCCCCGAGUGCCUGGAGUACGAGGAAGAGUUCGACUACGAAUCCGAGACCGAGACCGAGUCUGAAAUCGAGUCGGACACCGACUUCGAGACCGAGCCUGAGACCGCCCCCGCCACUGAGCCCGAGACCGAGCCCGAGGACGAGCGCGGCCCCGUGGUGCCCAAGCGCCGCACCUUCGACCAGUCUCUCACUGAGCGUCUCAACGCCCUAAGGUUGCAGAGCCCCGACGCCUCCCCAAGUCGCGCGCAGCCCAGCACUCGAGAGUCUGAGAGCCCCAGACAAGGAGAGAAGCCCGAGGACAAGGAUCCGAGGGACCCCGAGGAGUCUGAGCAGCCAAAGGAGAAGCAGCGGCGCCGGCGCUGCAAGCCGAGGAAGCCCACCCGCCGCGACCCAUCUCCGGAGUCUCCUUCCAAAAGGGGACCCAUCCCCAUCCGGCGUCACUAA
Molecule: messenger RNA, 817 nt
Organism: Kogia breviceps (pygmy sperm whale)
Lineage: Eukaryota; Metazoa; Chordata; Mammalia; Artiodactyla; Physeteridae
Product: neuroendocrine secretory protein 55-like
Biological process (GO): response to parathyroid hormone
Source: RefSeq, a predicted model, not a curated record